CUCGUAUGGUACUCACUUAGUGCACUUCAAAAUAUUUGAUAACUAAAAAGGUCCUGGUGCAUAAUUUUUGGAAUUUGUGAUCGUCUUCUUUCUGUCACACUCCGAAAAAUCCUUUCAAUAUAUUUCUGCGGUCAAAACAUCAAAGAAAAGAAAAGCCCUCAAGCAUAGAAAUUGGAAAUAGAGCUUAAUUAGAAGAGAUCAGAAAAAUGGAGAAAAUAGAGCACAUCUAUUUAGACAUUAGGGGCCUUCGCCUCCACAUCGCCCAAAUCGGAAAAGGGGAGUUGGGUACGGUGGUGUUCCUCCAUGGAUUUCCGGAGAUAUGGUACACGUGGCGGCACCAGAUGAUUGCCGUUGCCGGCGCCGGAUUCCGAGCCAUUGCCGCCGACAUCCGAGGCUACGGCCUAUCGGAACAGCCCCCGGAGCCGGAGAACGCUUUUUGGGACGAUCUCCUCGCGGAUCUCCUCGCCAUUCUGGACGCACUCGCCGUCCCGAAGGCAUUCAUGAUAGGAAAAGAUUUCGGAGCUCCUUUGGCAUAUCACUUUGCUCUUUAUCACGCCGACCGUGUGUUAGGAGUUGUAACUUUGGGCAUGCCUUUCACUCCGACCGCGUCCAACUAUUCUUCACUUCCCGAAGGAUUCUACAUAAAGCGGUGGCGAGAGCCAGGGAGAGCCGAGGCCGACUUUGGCCGGUUCGACGUGAAAAGGGUCGUGCGCACGAUUUACAUUUUGUUCUCUCGGAGUGAAAUUCCGAUCGCGGAAGAAGGACAGGAAAUUCUCGACCUCGCAGAUGAGUCCACGCCGUUGCCUGCGUGGUUUUCUGAGGAGGAUCUUGAUGCUUAUGCUGCUCUGUAUGAAAAAUCCGGGUUCAAGUAUCCUCUCCAAAUGCCUUACAGGGCCUUGAGCAGACUACAACUUGCAGCUGAUCCGAAAGUGGAAGUCCCUGCACUGUUGAUCAUGGGUGAAAGGGAUUACUGCUUGAAAUUUCCAGAAAGGGAGAACUACAUCAGGAGCGGGGCGGUGAAACAAUUUGUUCCCGAUCUAGAGAUCACGUAUAUCCCCGAAGGAUCUCACUUUGUUCCGGAGCAAUUCCCCGACCAGGUGAACGAGCUCAUCGUCGGCUUUCUGAAAAGCCAUUCUCAGUCUGUUUAGAACUGUAAUAUAUUUCAGUACUUCUGAAUAAAGUUUCUUGUGUCUGGAAGAACUUGUGUGAGCUUGAAAUUGAUACUAGCCACCCUACGAAUUUGAAUCUGAUUGGCCUCAAUGCAGAAGAAUUUUAGGAUUU
Molecule: messenger RNA, 1281 nt
Organism: Ananas comosus (pineapple)
Lineage: Eukaryota; Viridiplantae; Streptophyta; Magnoliopsida; Poales; Bromeliaceae
Product: bifunctional epoxide hydrolase 2-like
Exons: 5
Coding region: 207-1148 (313 amino acids)
Molecular function (GO): hydrolase activity
Source: RefSeq, a predicted model, not a curated record